Botrytis sinoallii is the source of this 666-nucleotide messenger RNA. RefSeq lists its product as uncharacterized. The record is from RefSeq and is a predicted model, not a curated record. The coding region runs from base 1 to 666 and encodes 221 amino acids. The transcript is spliced from 5 exons. NCBI's taxonomy places the organism in Eukaryota, Fungi, Ascomycota, Leotiomycetes, Helotiales, Sclerotiniaceae.
AUGUCAAGUACCUCGCCUCAAGGGGUGAUCGCAUGCAAUACAAUUCUCCCAGUCUUGGGUAUUGCUGCGGUCGGUCUCAGGUUUUAUGUGCGAUCACAACAGAAGGUGGCCUUGAAAAUCGAUGAUUGGCUGCAAAUUCCAGCGCUGGUUCUCUUCAUCGGAAUGGCUAUCGCUGCAUUAUAUGGAGUAUCUCAUCGCGCCUUUGGAUACCCCACGCCGCAAUUGCCCCCUAGCACACCCGCAGCAUCUUUGCUUCUUUGUGAAAAGUUGUGGUAUAAUAUACAAAUCUUACAGAUCUGGGCUUUAGCUUCUAUUAAAACAGCAGCGAUAUUCUUCUAUCGUCGAAUAUUCGUCCCGUCAGCAAGAAACAGUGUUCUCAAUUGGAUAUUGUUGGGAUCCAUUGGGAUCAUCAUUGCUUGGGCCAUCGGCUUCACAGCUUUUUCGGUUGCCGCAUGUGGGUCUCAUCUCACGGCAGCUUGGUCGGGAUACAUUGGCUUUGCAACAUACUGUUUGAGGACAGAAAAAUUUGAGCAAGCUUAUGCUAUCUCUGAUUUUCUGCUCGACACUUUUGUCCUCGCGGUCCCUUUACCAUCGAUAUGGUCUCUUCACAUGAACAUAAUCCGCAAAAUCAGCGUCACAGCCGUAUUCAUGUUUGCCUUAAUGUGA